Molecule: messenger RNA, 1684 nt
Organism: Truncatella angustata
Lineage: Eukaryota; Fungi; Ascomycota; Sordariomycetes; Amphisphaeriales; Sporocadaceae
Product: WD40-repeat-containing domain protein
Exons: 3
Coding region: 296-1345 (349 amino acids)
Biological process (GO): mitotic spindle assembly checkpoint signaling
Cellular component (GO): kinetochore; bub1-bub3 complex; mitotic checkpoint complex
Molecular function (GO): ubiquitin binding
Source: RefSeq, a predicted model, not a curated record
GAUGGCGACCUGCGACUGGACCUGAGUUGCUGGAUAAUUUAGGCGGUGGCAGGUGGCAGGAUUUAGAGCUCCCUGUUUAUCGGCGGCAGGGGUCCUGAAGCUGAGCUACCUGAAGCAAAACAUUGGCUUCGCUCGACAGGCAUCACGUCAAGUUGGGUUCAAAGAUCAGACAGGACAGGACACGACAGGACAAACGGGGGACAGCUGGUUUCGCAUCUGCUGAACAUCAUCCGUUUCCACUUUCAUUUCCAAUCUCAACUACCACUACAAGCACAAUCCCCCCUGCACCACCAUCAUGGCGCCAUCGACACAAUUCGAGUUGGCGCAAUCGCCAAACGAUGCCAUCUCCUCCCUCGUCUUCGCCCCCUCCUCGCCAACCCGCCUACUAGUCUCGUCAUGGGACAAGAACGUUUACCUGUACGACACGCAUAGCGACAGCGAAGCCGGGCAUGGCACACUCUUACAGACUUUCGAGCACCGCGCCCCCGUCAUGGACGUCUGCUUUGGCGCCGACGACGACGAGGCCUUCAGCGCAGGUAUGGACUGGACCGUGAGGCGCAUCGAUCUCAACAGCGGAGAUCUGACCCUCGUCAGCAAACACUCCCAGCCCGUGAGAAGGGUCGUCUAUAGCCGCGGACAUUCCCUCCUGGUUACCGCCUCCUGGGACAACACUCUGCACGUCCUGAACCCAUCCGACACAUCACUUACGCCACUAACCAUCGCCCUGCCCGGCAAGCCGCACGCCCUCGCUGCCUCACCCUCGAAACUGAUAGUCGCCAUGACGUCACGCCUCGUGCACAUCUACGACCUGGACGCCCUCACAUCCUCGCUAAAGUCGGGCGCCGCGCCCCAGCCGUGGCAACAGCGCGAGUCGUCCCUCAAGUUCCUGACCCGAGCCGUCGCCGCCAUGCCCUCCGACGCCGGGUACGCCACCUCCUCGAUCGAGGGCCGCGUGGCCGUGGAGUGGUUCGACGCCUCGGAAGCCUCCCAGGCCCGCAAGUACGCCUUCAAGUGCCACAGGCAGACCAGCCCCGAGGACGGCGCCGAUGUCGUCUUCCCCGUGAACGCCCUGGCCUUCCACCCCUCGUUUGGCACAUUCGCUUCCGGCGGCGGUGAUGCGACGGUCGCGCUGUGGGAUGCCGAGGCCAAGAGGCGGAUGAAGAUCUACCAAAAGUUCCCCGACAGCGUGGCCGCCUUGGCCUUCUCCAGCGACGGCAAGUAUCUCGCCGUCGGCGUGUGCCCUGGCUUUGAGACUGGUAUGGAGGAUUACAACGGGGAGGGUCGGACCAAGAUCAUGAUUAGGGAACUGGGCGACACCGAGGCAAAGCCCAAGGGCGCCAAAUAGAGGGAGAAGUUGGAAUUUUUGAGACUGGUACUGCGAUUAUAGUGGCUGUGAAUGACCUUGGAGGAGUCAGAGAGAGGGAGACAGAGAGAGAGAGAGAGAGAGAGAGAGAGAGAGAAAGCGCAGCAUGACUCAUGGGUUUUAUAUCUCGGCGCAUCGGCGUUUGCUGGCAGGAUAAAAUAUACCAGGACUCGUGACAUUUCUCGAAUACUUCCCCAAUAUUGGAAAAUGGCGACCAGACAAUCAAACUUAUGGGCUGAUUCUGCUGCCGUUGACCAGAGGCUUUGAACCAUGAGGUGUGUGUAGAGACCCCACAGCUACAAUGCUUACUAUCAUCUAGAC